UCCAAUGGACGCAUGUUGAGGUUAAGCAUCAUGGUGGUGUGUAUGUAAGAGUCGCAGAAACUGCUCCAGACCCGUCUCUUCUAUCAUACACAGUCGACAAGUGGAACCCAAAUCAAACGAUGCAGCACAGGAGAGAGAGACCGACUAUCGACCCCACACACAACUUCUCGAAAAACGGCCCCCCUUACUGCUACGUCUCAACGGGCCGCUUCCUGGGCGACCGUGACCGUGACCUCGCUCUCUGUAAUUGUGGAGAUGUGCUCCUCACCGACCUGCUGCUGCCCUUUCGACCUCCUGCCUUCGACGCCCCAGAUGACUCACCACCCCCACCAGCCCCUUGCUUGGUCCAAUGUACAGCUUGUGGCCCGUUCAGCUGAUGCCCCGGACUCUCCCCAUUGCCCUCGCCCGCCAGCAGCAGCGCAUCCAGUGGGGUGUCGGUCACAAAUCCGCUCCUCUCCAGCACGUCUGCCGCCUCUCGCAUCUCCAUCUGACUCUGUACAAGGGCGAACAGCGGGUACGGCAGAGAAACGUCCUGCAGGGAGUCGGCCUCCUCGGUCAUGCUGAUCAGCCGCGUCAUCAUCGUCCGCAGUGGAGGGGUGCGCGCCAGCUGCCCGCACGAAUGGGACUGCUUGACGGCCACUGACCGGAGGACAGGGCAGGGUGGACGGCUGGGGGGCAGGAGUAGGUGCAGCAGGGUGGGGUUGGCCACAGUGAGGUGUGUGAGGGACUGCAGGGGCGGGAGGGCGUUGAUCAUGGCUCGCAGGAGGCCAGCGCCGGGCGGGCCGCAUAGGAAAGAGCUGCCCGCGACGGUGAGGUGGGUCAGCUGUGCCAGGUGCUUGAUGAAAGCGAGGGACGAGAGGGGACGGGACACAGUCGAUGACCGCAGCUGCUCGCCUGCAGCAUGAUACAGGCAGGCACACAUGUGAAAUCGUGUGCCAACGUGUUUGCGUGAAGAUGCUCACUUCACUCACCCGCAGCAUCGAAUCUCCCUCUGAGAGCCACCGAGUGCACCGACAGCAGCGGUGCGAUCAUCAGCUCCUUGAGGUUGUCGCAGCGGAACCCGUCCCCAACCAUCUCGCUCAGCGGCACAUCCAUCCGUGGCGCUAUCACCAGCUUCUCCAGCGCCCCAUACGCCUGCCCCGGCACCACGGGCAUCGUGCCACCACCACCACCACCAUGACGGAUCGGGAGGAAAGGCCCCGAUAGCUCAAGUGUGCGCAAGGUCGGCACACUCCGGGCCAGCAGAUCUCUCAGCGCCGUCCUCUCCCGCCCGGCACUCCCUCCACACGCCAACAUGCACUCACUGAGCCGCUGGAUGGACUGGAAAAGGCUCGCAGGGUCGCCGCUGAUGACGCCACCACGCAGCGAGAGGCGGGUGAGUGAGGGCAUCUGCACGCCUGGCGAGAUGACGACCUUGAUGCGCUGAUUGGCGGGCAGGUGGAUGUCCAGGCUGAGUAUAUGUGGGAAGGGGACAGCGGGGAAUGAGAUGGGUGCUCGAAAGGACUUCGGGGACAGCUGGGUGGUGGAGUUGAGGUGCAUGCGGGAGAGCCGCGUGGCCGGACUUCCCUCCUCCCGGCCUGGCGCUCGCUGCUGAACGCUGACGUGGGUGAGGGUGUCGCUGUGCCACCCGAUGACAGGCAUGAAGCGGCCGAGGGAUGAUGCCUCACAGACCUCAAUGCGCUCGAGCCGCUGGAGGAGUCGGAGGGCGUCUCGACGAGAUGACGGUGAGCAUGGCGGCUCGUCGCUGGCCUCCGCGUAUCCACUCAACUUCAGGCUUCGGAUGUUGCUCACUCGUGCCGAGCCGGCCGCGUUGGCAGACUCCGACGCACGGCGAAGACGCACUGGCAGACCUGCACACAGGCAAAACACAACAUCCUUCAUCUGCCCUUGAGCCUCCUCACUACUCUCGCACCUGUGAGGAAUUCUCCCACCCUCCCCUCCCUGUUGAGCAGCUUCGCCACGGCGGAUGAGUCGGGCAGAUGUAGGAAGGAAAGGUGGUGGCUGGCCUCAUCCAAGGCGUCCGACACGGCUGAGAGGGCGAAGAUCUCGUUGGCCUCGAGGAAAGGCAGCAGGUUCUGUGACCAUAUCAACGUGGGGAUCUCGCUGACGACAGAUGACGACAUGCUUAUUGGGCUCCGAUUGUCAGGACGGAAGUCAGCCGCUUUUUUUUCCCGAGG
Molecule: messenger RNA, 2177 nt
Organism: Vitrella brassicaformis
Lineage: Eukaryota; Vitrellaceae
Source: the annotation of a GenBank genome assembly